UGAAAAUUGUACGGUUUCGUUACUGUGUUUGGAUUAGAGUUCUUUGAAAUUUGUAAAAAAAUGUGGUUUAAAAGUUUAGUUGAAGUUUUGUGUUGAUUAUAAAGCAGUUUUGUUAAAAUAAGAAUGGAAUUUACGGAUUCGUUGAUUGCGAGGCUAGUGUUGGGCUACCUCAAGAAUGAAAAAUGUAAAUCGGCUGUAAACGAAUUUAUAAAUCACUCGCCUCACUUUAAAAAUGAAGUUAAAAGUGGAAAAAUUAAAUAUAUGUCAACAAGAGUUUCUGGUUUAUCAUUGACUGAGUACUUGCAUGAAUAUGCACAAAUAUACUCGGUUGUUCAGGGAAGAUUGGAGGCUACAGCUUAUUUUCUUGAACAUUAUUCCAAAGCAACUCUUAUAGAACAGUUGUUGUAUCUUCUGGAUAAAAUCCAUUGCAGUAGAAGUUCUACACCUUCCGCUAGAACUCCUGAUGUUUACCAAAGUACCCCAAUAGAACUCAGCAGUGAUGUUGAAGCUACACCAGCUCACUCAUUGCCUGGUAAUGUUGAAUAUCAGUUUGAUGAAUAUUCCAGGGGGACACCUUGGAAGAGAAAGGAGUCUAAAUUAAAUAAAUCGGAAAGCUCUAAUCCAGGGGAAAACAAUGAUCAGCUUGAAGUAUUUACAAAAACAUUAAUAGAGAGUAAGGAGUUUACAGAAAAGUUAGCCCAAACAAUAAAUAUUGUUAGAAACACUCCUGAAGCAAAUAAGAAAUCUGAGGAAGUUAUAAAAGCAGGAGCCACUGCUGAGUUGAAUGCUAUCAUAAAAACAGUGGUAAAAAGCACUGAGGAAGAUCCAAUUUUUGAAAGGAUUCUUGAUGAAAUUAUUGGAUCUACACAUCUAGACAAUGAAAGCAAUGCCAAAGAAAGCAAAUCCAAUCAAAACUUCUUGGAGGAACAAAACAAUGAGGCAAUACAAUCGAUCAUUGUGGCCUCAAACACUAAAGAAAGUCAAACCACAGAAACAAACAAUGAGGUUAUUGUAUUUGAUGGAUCUUUUGAUAAUUUCCUUAAAACCUCCACUCAGUCACCAAACAUUGUCGCUUCAACUGCAGCACAUGUGCAGCAGAACACAAUUCUGCAAAAUCCUGGUUAUCUUUUGUUUCCAAACCAGCAGAAUGUUGUGAAGUAUGAUCCCACAAAACAAAUAUAUCUGCUUAAUACUAAUCAGCAAUUGGUUAACGUAAAAAUACCUCAAAUACCUCAAAUUAAACCUGUCGGAAGUGGGUUAAGCGAGCAGGAAAUUAUGGCUAUGCCCACUGUCAUUGUUAACGAUGAUCAAAAUAGUAAUACAUCACAGAAAUCUAUAAAACUCAUUCAAACUCAAUAUCAGCCAAUGCAAAUCAACCAACCCCAACCACCGACUGACGAUCUACACGCCAACUUGAAUGAAUACAUAAGACUGUACAAAUCGGAGGAGGGGGCGCCACCAGCGAAAAAAGUAAGAACUUUGCUACCUAGAAGAUCGAAAAAUAAAAAUGCUAAAACCCAACCUGCCCCAAGUACCUCGAAUGUUGUAAUAGGACCCCCACCAACUGAAUCUGUUACAGUUGCUGAUAAAACUGCAAAAGUCGAAUGUGCUCCAAGUAACCCGACUGAACCUGAAGGUGUUACUGAAACUUUAGUUAAGUCUUUGCCUGACAUGCAAAGUUUGGAUGUCAGUGUUGUACCUGAACCUGAACCCGAACCAAUUAAAACAGCUGAGGUGAAAAAUGUAACGCCCGUACAAACGAUGGUGGUUAAAAAGGCCACCCCAAAAAGCGGUUCGCAUGUAAGAAACCUAAAUUUUACUACACCGCCGAAAGUAACGUCGACGGGCAAGAAAAAAGUACAAGGAAAAAAAGACAAAUCGCCCACUUUUAUACAUAAAAAGCAAGCUGCCAAAUCUCUGUUCAAAAGUGAAGAUAAUAAACCGCCCAAAAAGGUUAUCGAAAAGAGGGAUUUAAAAAAUGAGUGGGACACUCAGUUGAGGGCUUUAGCUGCCAUAAAUGAAGAAGAUAAGUCAGCUACUCCAAAAAGAAAACCAAAGACUUCAGGGGCGCCAAAAAGAAAAGCCAGGAAAGCUGACAGUAAACUAAAUGCGACUGCACAAGCAGCUAUGCUACUGGAGGCAGCACUAAAAACUCCAAUUAAAAAGGAUGUUAAUGCUCAAGUACCUGAAAAACAAACGGAAGAUAAGCAGGAUGAAAGUGCUGUCAAAGUGGAAAAAGUAGAGAUAGAAACAAAGAAGUGCCUAAAUGUAAAACCGGCAAUAAAAAUCGAAACGGUUGAAGACCCAACCGUUAAGACAAUCCUAUCUCCAUCUAAACUAAAUGCGAAUAAAAGAAACCUGGUUAAAUUAAACGAUGUAACCACCUCAACUGUUCCGACCGCUCUUAAAGUAGAAGAUCCCGGUACGCUGAUAACACCGGAAACGUCAAAACUCCCGGUUUGUUACGCGAUGAAAGCAAACCGGAACAUAACCCCAAUGUUGGAGACGCCGUUAAAAAUCGAUUUCAUACAUAAAACGCCAGGUUUAAGAACGCCCGUUACAGGCUUUACGCCGUUCAAUAAGGUUUUAGACGACCAGUUGCAAGGUAUCGAUAUCAAUUCCAUCGAAACGCCCAAUUUGCCGAUAACGCCCAACUUUCCGCCUUUCACUCCGUCUGCCGAUUUGAUGACGCCCUACGCCAAUCGCCCCACGGAUUAUUCGGGUUCGAGUUCCUACUAUCAGCCGUCGGAUAACGAACAAAACAGAUCUAUAGAGCAUCUGCUGGAGGAAUAUAAUAAACCCAAGAAAGAUGAGGUGUCUAAAACGCAAAUAAAAAUAUUACACGAUGUCGUUUUAAAAACCAAUAAUGUGAAAGAAUCACCGCCGAGUAUGCAAGAACAUGUCAGUAUUUUUAAUAGGAACGUUAUUGGGAAAAAGAAUUUGAAUCUUGUAAAGAAGAGUAUGAAACAGGAAUCGAGUUCCGAUUCAUCAUCUUCAUCGAGUAGUGAAGAUGAAGAAGAGCAAGGCCACCCUUGGACAGAAAACACAAACCAAACUAUAAUAUGCAAAAAUAACGAACCUUCCCCAAAACCAGCACCUGUAAGGCCUUACUCACUCAGAACGCGCUCUAAGAGCACUGCAGUUGAAACCCCUGAAGUACCAGUUGAAACACCUUGUCCACCUAAAAAAGCCCCGACAAAAAAAGACGCUACAAUGGCCGAAAAAACCACGGAGAUCAACAUCAUAUUAAAUACAGUCGAACAAUUGACAACUUUGGAAAAGAAAAGCCCUAUAAAAAUUUUGUUAGCACAAGAGAAAAUCCUUCAGGAGUUGAAAGCUAAGAGGGAACGCGUUAUAUUAAAGUUCAAAGGUAACGAACCCAAACCGUCAGAAUCUGUCGUCGAUAAACCUAAACCUAAAUCUCGUCAACGAAUCAAACCUCAACCCAACCUAAAAGCGGCAUAUGCACGAAAAAAUCGUAGAAAACCUGAGACGCCCAAAAAAGCAGUGCUGAGAGCGCGAAGUUCCAGUUCGGAGAAAAACACUUCCAAAAAUAAAUCGAGUGAUAAAAGUUUUACGAACGAUUUUUUAUUGACUUCCGAUGAUGAGGAGGAAAAACCCGUAAAAAUGGAAACUAGAAGUAAAAAGUCGCAAAUUGCAAAUUCCAAAAAUAAAGUUUCCAAAAUCGAUAAGCACGAAACAGCUUCGGACGUUGAAGCUGAGAAGCUGGUUACUGGUUUAAAGCAACGAGGAAUACAUUUGAUGUACAAUAAAACGCCGAAAAGUAAUAAUCAGGUUUGUAAAACUAAUAAAUCAAGUGAUGUUGAUAAGACAAUUGAGACUUUACUAAAGAAUGAAACGGAGAAAAUAUUAAAAGAAACUAAAAAGGAGGAAAAAAUUUCAAAAUCAGCCGAUGACAAAUCCAAAAAGAGCCUUGUUGAUAAAAAUGAUAAAUCAAAAAAGGUAUUGAAAACAUCCCCAGAAGAUGAAAAAAUAUCCACAAAAGUUGGUAAAUCUUCAAAAAACGAGAAUACAUCCCCAAAAUUUGAAAAAUCUACUCCAAAAGACGUAAAAACAUCCAUAAAAGAAGAAAAAUCUUUAAAAGACGAAAAGGAUGAAAGAACUCCUCAAAAGGACAUUAAAACGCCACCAAAAAAUGUUAAAUCACCUGAAAGAAUUUACCGAUUUUUGGAAGAAUUCAGCACAGCUACAUUCGAGGAUGACAUUUGUUUUAAGUUUGACGAAUCAGCGCCACCCUUGCUUAAAACGUACGAUUUAAGCGUUCUUAGAGAUAUGAAGGCCAAGGUAUUCUUUGACGAUAUGGAUUUAGAUUUACCGGUAAAAAUAUCGGUAUCUCCUUUAGAACAAAUUCUUGACAUACCGUCUACGGUAAACGUUUUGAUACCGAAGAAGUUCAAGGAGCUGAAUAAAAGCCGCCUUGAUAAGAAAGACGUUACUGAUUCGGUCGUAAGUAAUGAUGACGAGAAGAAUGGCAAAGUGACAGAUGAAAUUGCAAUUGAUGAUUUGUCUAAAUCGUCAAAAAUUGACGAUGACCUCAUGAAUUAUGCCUUAGUUGGAUCGGGCGAACCGUCUACAGAUGACUCCAAUAUGUCGCCUAAAGGAUCAAGAAAAAGGAAAAUAAAGGUUCAAGAGAAUCUUCAAGUUGAAAAGAAAAGCAAAACUUGUGAGAACAUUCUAAAAACCUUGGAUGUAGAUAUUUUCCUGAAUAAGUUGCAUGGGCAAAACUGAUAUUUUAGAAUUGUAAAAUAUGUAAAGAAUUUUUAAAUUUUUAUUAACCAAGAGUAAUUAUUAUAGUUCUUUGUUAUAUUCCCCCCAAUGUUAUUUAUUUUGUACUAUAAAGUAAAUUUUUA
Molecule: messenger RNA, 4871 nt
Organism: Brassicogethes aeneus
Lineage: Eukaryota; Metazoa; Arthropoda; Insecta; Coleoptera; Nitidulidae
Source: the annotation of a GenBank genome assembly